Messenger RNA from Seriola aureovittata, 2877 nucleotides. Its product is annotated as serine/threonine-protein kinase NIM1. Bases 1 to 1446 code for a protein of 481 amino acids. Gene Ontology annotation, cellular component: cytoplasm. Gene Ontology annotation, biological process: intracellular signal transduction; protein phosphorylation; microtubule cytoskeleton organization. Gene Ontology annotation, molecular function: tau-protein kinase activity; ATP binding; protein serine/threonine kinase activity. The transcript has 4 exons. The record is from RefSeq and is a predicted model, not a curated record. Lineage: Eukaryota; Metazoa; Chordata; Actinopteri; Carangiformes; Carangidae.
AUGCAGGCCAAGGCUGAUGUAAAAGAGGCCAUACGUUUUACCUCAUUCAGGACAAAGCCUCUGAAAAGAAAGUCAAAUCUCUGCACUGAUGUCAAACUCUUUCUUGAAUUUUGUUCCCAAGCCAUCAAAACACGGCUGUGGCCGAAGCAGAAGGCGAGCAAAAAAUCCAAAGACGAGGCUCAGAAGGUGGAAAAGACAACCGAGCCGUUGGCCUCUACUGCCGUCUGUGCCUUCCCACAGCUGACCGAAGCAGAGAGAAUGAGGCAGUCACCGUUUGAGAGUGUGGUCUAUGACAUGGCCCACAACGAGAAGAUCAUCAACGACCUGAUACUUGGUCGAAGGGUUGGCUUCUAUGAGCUGCGCGGAGAGAUUGGGCAGGGCAACUUCUCUACAGUCAGGCUGGGCAUCCAUGCCUUGACGAAAGAGAGAGUAGCUGUUAAAGUCAUGGACAAGCUGCGUCUGGAAAAGAAGAGCCGGCCUAUGACUUCCUCAGAAAUCAGCUGCAUGGAGAAGCUGUGCCACCCCAACAUAGUGCGCCUUUAUGAGGUGAUCGAGACCAGCCGGAAACUGUAUCUGGUGAUGGAGUAUGGCAGCGGUGGAGACCUGUUCUCCCGGAUCACCACCAGGGGGAAGCUUAACGAUCUGGAAGCAAAGCUGGUCUUUGCACAAGUUAUCUCUGCUGUUAAACACAUGCAUGACCACAACAUCAUCCACAGAGACCUUAAGGCAGAAAACAUCUUCUACACCACCAGCUACUGCAUCAAGGUAGGAGACUUCGGCUUCAGCACAGAGAGCAGCCCUAAUGAGCUCCUCACCAACUUCUGUGGCUCUCCACCUUAUGCUGCUCCUGAACUGUUCAAGGAAAAAGGCUACAUUGGACUCUAUUCUGAUAUUUGGGCUUUAGGUAUUCUCUUGUACUUCAUCGUGACGGCCACUAUGCCCUUUUAUGGGGACAACCUGGGGAGGCUGAAGCGCUGCAUCCUCCAGGGGGCUUACAGUAUCCCUGCUUUUGUGCUCGAGCCAUGCCAGCUGGUCAUUAAGGGCAUGCUGCGGCCUGUGCCUUCUGAUCGCUCCUCUCUCACACAGGUUACAAACAGUGCUUGGCUGAGGGGGAUUGAGUACCCUCCUCCGUAUGUCUUGUUGCCCAUGUCUCCGGCCCACUUUGCCCAGGCCGGCCAGGCUCUGUGUAUGGAGGAGCAGGAGGUGAAGAGUUUGCUGUCAGAUCUAGGCAUCGUGACAGUUCAUUUCCAAAACAAUCCCUGUUUAGAUUAUAAGAGCCCGUUGACGGGGACCUACCGGAUCCUCCUCCAUCGGGUCCAGAAGAGGAGAUCAGUGGAGGCUGUAGGUUAUUCAGCGCUUCACCCUGAUGAGUAUAGGAGCAUGAAGAAGUGGUCUGCAGCACCUGUGGACAAACACAAUCCAUCUGCUGUCUGUGUUGUACUGUAAUGAAAAAGAACUGGACUGCUUUAGUUGUGGCAACACAGGCACUUUAUCACAUGCACAUGUGUUCAUUAGUAGUCUUCAACUUGUAUUGUGCAAUGCUGGACUGAAAUGGUCCGCACACAUGGAGGUUGAGGUCUUCUGUCCCACAUAAAGUUCACAGACUAGGGCACCUCUCUUAAGUAAUUAGCUUUAGCUUUUUGUUCUUUUUUUUUUUUUAAGUAUAUUUUUUGGGCUUUUAAUGGACAGGUCAGUAGAGAGACAGUAAAUGGGGAGGCAGAGAGAGGGGGAAUGACAUGCAGCAAGAUGAUGAUAUCACCACCAACAAGCUUACUGACGCAAAACAUUCAUCAGUCAUUGUAUGGCUAUCAGCAUCUUUCAAUCCCUCUUAGUCAGAGCAUAAAUCUACUGAGCUAAUCCAAGGCCACAGCUAAUCCCAACAAGGGAGACACUGAGAACAUGCUUAGUCCAACAGAAAUGAAACAUGAGACUAUGAGUGUGAAAAAAACAUGUCCUGGGAAAAACAAUGACAUUAGGCAUAAAAAGAAAUUAUGACCACAUAAGGCCAGAGCUAUAAACAAAAUGUAACCAGUCUUAAAUGUUUGUCUGAUGCCUAAAAUGCCUUCAUUUAGUCUAGAUAUUUAUUUAAAAACUUUCUAAAUAAGAUACAAAUUUUAUGACUGUGACAAAAAAAAAGUCUGGAGCACACAGAUUGUUUUAAAUUUGCACAAUUUAAUCUAAUUUUGUUAAUAUCUAUUUUGAGUAUUGUGCUUAUGUUUUAAGGCAAGACUUUCAUAAUUGCUUCAUGGACACAGGCCUAAAUUUACUGCCCCUCUGUAUUAACAGUUAUAGUAAUCAAUAAGGCCAAAUUCAUUCAUCAUAAUAAAAGUAUUUUCAAACAAUUAUUUUAAAUUGUUUCCUUUCAGAUCUUCUCAUCUGGAUACUAUCCUCUGGCUCUAUCUGUCCAGCAGGAGGCAUGUUGUUACAGGAUAAUGAUAAUAUUAUCUUUCUGCUGCAUGGACCAUUUACAAAGAGAUUUCUACUGGGAUGUUGUAUGAUUCCUUGCUUUCUUGUGAGCCCUGAUGUUUGGCUCUUGAGCCAGUGUGCAAAGAUUUUGGAGCCAUCUCAAGCACACAUAAAAGCCUAAAAUAUGAUGCUUUUCUGUAUCUGUGAAUUCUACAGAAUUGUGAGUGAGGUCCUCUGAGACAGAUAAUUUUGUUGCAUUCCAAUCAGGGAAGUCAAACUUGGAAAGCUCUUUCUCCACGUAAUGGCCCUUCAGUUCCAAUUCACCCCACAUGUGAAUUUCCCCUGAGGGUAAAACAGUCCCUAAGACCAGCAUCACACUUUGCUUGUUACCGUCACCUUGCAAUUCUGCCUGAGUCUGCAUGCCCCUGCUGAGAUUCUGAUAAGCUUUAUAUUUUCCAAUAAAUUUUUGAA